AUGAGGUUUUCCACCUGCCUCGAAGUAGGUGCCGAGGAGCUUGAAGGACGGAUCUUUGUCCAUGGCGCCCAUGCCGAACUGGAUCCAUUUGUCGCCAAUGCUCAUAGCCCCGAGGGCGAGCGGGGAGGCAUGUAUGACGGCACGGGGGGCGAGCUGGUGGUAGUGGCCGAGCUUGUACACGAACAACUUCUGGCGGGGCGACGCCUCUCUGAAGCAGAAAGUGACCUAUGUCGGUGGGACGAGUUUAUGGACGGCCUGCACAACAUUGUGACCGAGGGAAAGGUCCUGUAUCUGGGCGUAUCAGACACCCCGGCGUGGCUCAUGACAAAGGCGAAUGAAUAUACUCGGGCACAUGGCAAGACGCCGUUUAUGAUCUACCAGGCGCCGUACUCGAUCCUGCAGCGCGACAUCGAGCGGGAUGUGCUCUCGAUGUGUCGUCAUGAAGGCAUCGCCCUCGCGCUGUUCAACGUCCUCGCAGGAGGCCAUAUUAGGUCCGAUGAGGAGGAGGAGAAGCGCAGGAAGACGGGCGAGCUUGGGAGACAGCUGAUGGGGCCAUGGGAGCGCUUGGCCGAGGGGAAGAGGGUGUGCGACGCCCUCGAGGAGAUGAGGAAGCAAGUUGGUGCGAAGCACCUCACUGCAGGCACCGUUUGUAUUCCCGAUUCUCGGAGGGCGCAAGGUCGAACACCUAGAGGCGAACAUGCUCUGGACAUCUCGUUGUCGGCCGAGCAGAUGGCACAUCUGGACGGGGUUGUGCCGUUUGACAAGGGCUUUCCGAACACGCUCAUUGUGGGUUAUGUGCUCUUCUGA
Molecule: messenger RNA, 807 nt
Organism: Fibroporia radiculosa
Lineage: Eukaryota; Fungi; Basidiomycota; Agaricomycetes; Polyporales; Fibroporiaceae
Exons: 5
Coding region: 1-807 (268 amino acids)
Source: RefSeq, a predicted model, not a curated record